This is a messenger RNA of Athalia rosae (coleseed sawfly), 7105 nucleotides long. RefSeq names its product protein artichoke. Gene Ontology annotation, molecular function: protein binding. The coding region runs from base 3205 to 5094 and encodes 629 amino acids. Lineage: Eukaryota; Metazoa; Arthropoda; Insecta; Hymenoptera; Athaliidae. The record is from RefSeq and is a predicted model, not a curated record. The transcript is spliced from 3 exons.
UUAAAUAUCGUGUAUAUAUAUAUGUAUAUACCGUACACACGGAAUUCAGUUUGACUCGUUUUCUCAUCCAAGAGAGAAAAAUGAAAAAAAGGAGAAACGAAGAGAAAGGAAUACGAAAUUCUCCGCCGUGUAACGCGAGAAUGUCUGGAAAGUCGAGGUUUGUUGUUGUUGUUGUUGUUAUUAUUAUAAUGUUGUUGAUUUUUUUUUUGACUUUUUUUUUUUUGUUUCAUUUCUUUCCCGCACGGUACAUAAAUUUCAAAUCUUUCCCCAUCGCCGCGUCUUUUGGAUUCUGAUUCCGCGUGUUGCCAGAGAUAUUCAUACUUUUUCGUGAAAUUGUCUCCUUCGUCUCAUGGCGAGUAGGGUUUUCUACCCGGAGUUGGAUAGGGAGGGGACGGGGUCGAGACCCCGCGACGUGGCGUCGGGACGCCUCGCGUCUUUGGCUCCCCGUAUCUUUUCUGCCAAGUGUCAGUCUACGCCCCUUUUCUCAAACGUGGGGGAUGUAUUAGGUAUAUGCAUGUAACGCGUACGUGAAAUAUGCACGCGUGCAAAAUCCGGUUCGCAAAUAAUCAAUUUCCCUCAUUCAACGACGAACAAUUUCGCACUCUACUGUGAGGGUUAAUUUUUUUUUUUUUUUUUCAAUUUUAAAUGAAGUCGAAAAUUCCGGACCGCCGCGUUUUGGUGUUAUUUUUUUUCUUCUCCGACGUCGGUAUCGAAUCGGCGGUGAUUUUCAACUUUUGAAACGGUCAAUUCUACGAUAAGCGAUUCUGCUGGAAUAAUUCAAUCCAAGAGGCAAUAAUUUUCUUCAACGGGGGGGAGAGAAAAACCCGGGGCGAGUCGUAAUAUGAAUCACGUUUCUCCCUCCAUUUUCCUCUUCCUUUUCCUCUCUUUCUCUUUUAUUUUUUAUUUCAUUUUUUUUUUUUUUUCUCCGCCUUUUCCGUUCCACUCUCUGGACCUCUCCCAAGUAAAAAAUAUACACCCUGUACGUACGUUACACACAUUACGGACGCGCGUAUAUACCUAUACAUACGUACAUCCCCAUCCCCGUACACUAUAUAUAUUCAGUGAAUUCUUAUAUUUAUAUGAAUCCCCUGCCCUCGUUUUCUACUAUCCCCAGUUUUCUACGUCGCUGGAUUCCGGCUCGUAUUUAUACCGGCUAAUGGAAACCGCCGGACGCGGCACAAUGGUCAAACUGAACGGAGUUACGAGAAGAGAGAGAGAUGAUUUACAGCCAUUCUGACUUCGGAGAUGCAUUUCAUAUUCGAAACUGAUGUAUCCCUGAGGCGUUCCGAGUGCGCCGACAUCGUCGAAGAUUGAACGAUCCGAGAAAUGAAUCCGAAUCCGGGAACUGAUUGGAGAAGACCGUCGUUCGAAGCGUAAGGCAAAAAAAGAAAAAGAAAAAAAAAAAAAAACCGCGCAAAGAAUCGGAGGAAACUGGCAAAACGAAAAAACAAACGUCCUGAGAAACGUACAUCGAUCACGGGGGCGUGUACACGCAAGUAUUUCCAUAUAAUGAUUUAUAAGACGCGUUUCGUCUGACGGAAUUACGCGAGCGCUGCACGCGAUUUUUCCAUCCAUUUUUUUCUAUUUAUUUAUUUAUUUAUUUAUUUAUUUUUUUUUUUCGCAAAUUUAUUUCACGUGCAGCGUGGUGCGCAACGAACUCUCCCAGUUCCCGAGGGAAUGGGACCGAAUGAAAAUAGGUUGACGUUUGCAACGAUCUUUUCGCGUCAGCUGACAAUAAUUAGCUGCACAUACGUGGUGCGAUGCGAGUAAUUCAUCGAUCGGAAAGCACCGGAAGUCGAUCGUAAUUUCUUAUCGUUCGUCCGCCUCGUUUUACCGAAAUAUCGUACACUCCGUAGAAACAACGGUUUGCCGCUUUUUUUCCCGAUCGCUUCGAAAAAAAAACGAUCGUUCGCCGCAGCGGUGCCGCAGCGCGAUUUCCGUCACGCUGCCAAGUUCGGAAAGGUGAUAAAGAUUUCUAUAAUUUUUCUGCGCGAUAUCUUCGCAUCGGCGCGUCCGCAAUGGACCCGCCGAAUCCAGCUGCAACAAGGGGGAUUCGCGGCGCCGCGACGACGCGCGUCCUCGGGGGCGUCGAGUGCGUUAAAAGUCGAGAUGUGUGUGUGUACGCGAGUCGUCGGGACCGCUCGACUCUUCCGGCGGUUUUUUUCUUCCCUUUACGCUUAAUAUUUCUGCAUCGACGUUCCCAUUGAGAAUGAAAAAUACAAGGCGAAAAUAUUAUUUAUAGCCCGUGAAAUCGCGUAGCCGGAGAGGAAAGGGUAAGAAGGAAAAAAGAAAAAAAGAAAGAAAGAAAAAAAAAAACAGCAGAGGAAAAGAAACGUGAGGAGAGCGCGGAAUUUUCACAGUAGCUGGGGGGGGGGGGGGGAGGGUAGCAAUAAAAUGAUAUUCUCCCCGAGUUCGAGCGAUCGUCAAAUCUCGAAUUACGUUUACAUUAUCCGAUCAGUACGAACGAUGAAGAAAACGAUCGAUUUCAUUGAAAGUUUCCGGAGAGUUUGAGAAAAAAAAAAAAAGAACGCGUUCGAUUCUCCGGUGGGUGAGACGACGAAGUACGCGCCGGCGAAUUCGAAAACAGCGCGGCUUGUCGCCAUCUGAUUUCAAAACACCGAUACAAGGCGAUGCGGGUUGAGUACGGUCAGCACCGCCUGCGUUGCACACUUUUUCCACGCGACUCGGUAUCGUCCGCUUCGCGUUCUACGCGUCUCGCGGACAAAGAUGGUUUCUUUUAUUUUUCCAUCGUCGUAAUCGUUGGCCGGUAGACGACGAUCGGAAUACCGCGCAAAAGCUUCGGAGAUUUCGCCGGUCAAGGAUUCGCUUUCGGGAACGCGCGCUGAUCUACGUUAUUGCGACGCGUCCAAUAGUUGACCUCUGGACGCGUUCGAGCCGAGGAUUCAAUCGCUAAUAUUUGACCCAUAGUAAUCGCGGUAUAACGGUAAAACGUCGAUGAGAAAAUGGUGUGAAUAUCACAGUGGUAGGGCAGAUGUGCACGAAAACUGGAAGCUUCUUCGAAACACCAAACCGCACCUGCGGCGGCUACCCGGGAUGAGAUUGUUUACCGAUCGGGAUUUAGAUCGGGAUCGAAAUCGAGAUUGGGCGCUACUUCGGCAGCUUCUCAGGGGAUGAUCGGUUGGAAAAUCUCUGAUCUGCGAUCGCUACCGUCGAGCAAAAGGAGCUGGGGGAAGUUCUUAUGGAAUGGCAGCCGGGCGGUGGGCGCUACGGGCGCAAUUCGUGGCGGUAAUGGUGGCCGUUGUGAGGGGCGUCAGUGGUCUUUGUCCGGCUCGUUGUAGGUGCGACGACGAGUUUUUGAGGGUUUCGUGCGUUUCGGCGGGACUGGACGUUGUACCGAUUCAGCUGAACCCGGAAAUACGUCACAUAGACCUAGCCGAUAACAAGGUGGCGAAUCUCCACCUGACGUUCGGUUUUUACGGUAACCUCGAGACCCUCGAUCUCAGUUUCAAUCUGGUCCACACGUUGGGAUCGGACAAUUUUAAUCUUCAACAAAAUUUGCUAUCGUUAAAUCUCAGCUUCAACUCCGUCCAAACGAUAUCGAAAAACGCUUUUCACGGUCUCAACGCUCUGAAAGAACUCGACCUAAGCGGUAACAAUAUAACGGAAAUCGACCCGCAGGCGUUGAGGUUUACCAGCGAAUUGGAAUCACUGAAUUUGAGCAGAAACUCGCUCACCAGCCUUCCCGAUGGUCUGCUAAAAAAUCUUCACAGAAUACGGACACUCGUACUGAACAGAAACCCCCUGCUGGAAGCACCCGCCAACAAUCUCGUCCUGGCGCCCAGUCUGGAGAAUCUCAAUCUAGCCGACAAUCUUAUCCAAGAACUGGACAGGGACUCGCUCUCCUCCCUCCCCUCCCUCGUUUACCUGGACCUAGCUAACAACGUGAUAAGAAGUAUAAGCGAGGACGCGUUCGACCGGCUUCCGGGUCUCCUGCACCUCGAUUUAUCCGGCAAUAAUUUGACCUCGGUGCCGGGUUUACCGUUAGGAAAAUUAACGAUGUUAUCCACCCUGAUACUGAGCAGAAAUCCCCUCGGCAACGUCGGCACGGUGGCAUUCCGAAAUUUGUUCGAAUUGCGCCGAUUGGAAUUGGAAGAGUGUCUGAUAUCGAAUAUCGACGGCAGAGCGUUCGCGGACAAUAUAAACUUGGAGAGGAUAUCGCUGGACGGAAACGUCGAACUGGAGGAACUGCCGGGUCGGAUUUUAUACGGCGCUCGUUAUCUGAAGUCCGUUUCGCUACGUAGGUGCGCUUUGUCUACGCUGCAACCGACGCAAUUUCCGGUCGAUAAUCUGGCAACUCUUCGGGCCGGAGGCAACCCGCUGUUAUGUAACUGCUCGAUACAGUGGUUGUGGAACGUAAUCAGGUCGGAGGAGCACCGAAACGAAUCGCGUCUGAAGGUCGACUCGUCGGACAUAAUAUGCGCGGACGAGGAGUUCAAGGGUAAGCCGCUGAUAUCCCUUUCGGAGAGCUCCCUGCGAUGUCAUCUGAGCCCCUUAUACCUAUCGCUCUUCGCCGCCGGUUGUCUGAUAACAACCGCGGCUAUCCUCGCCCUGAUCGUCUACGUGACAAAGUCCCGAAGGCGGAAACAGCCGGCUUACACCGUACCGCGACCGGAACUCCUCGUCUACGUUGGUCAGGGGAAUUGCAACGGUCAGCUCGGCAAGGAGACGGAUCCUUACGGCGGCCGACUGUUAACCCAUCUGGAACAAUCCCAGCGUCAUCCUCAUCAAAGUAAAUCCGGUCGAUGGGACCAGCCGCCCCCGCGUCCUUCGCGACGACCCAGGGACUGCAGAGAGGAGGGUGAAAUUUACGAAACCCCUUCCCCGUACCAGCGUCCCCCCGUCGGAGUACCAAUUACGCGUUCCCGAAGGACCAACGACUCGCCGGAUCCUUUGUACGCGACACCGUCGCCCUGCGCUGGUGCGGCCGGAAGUUUGCACGGUCUCGAAGAAGAAGAGGCGCCGGAAGUACUUUCGCUUUAUCACAUGCAAGGCUCAAACGACAGACAAGGUUUUCCAAAUUACGACGCUCCGUUUCAUCAUCACAAACAAAAGCCUCACGUCGUAUUCGUCUGAUCGGUCCCUGUAACAAUUGCUCAUUACCGCUCAUAUAUUUCCUUCAUUUCGCUCAUUUAUAUAUCAUACACACACACACCGCGAUGCAGUGAAUGUAAAUAAUUAUGUGAAUUGAUAAGAAUUAAUAGAUGAGAAAAUAUGAACAAUAAUGUUAAUGAUAGUAAUGAUGAUAAUAAUAAAAAAAUAAAAUCGAAAUGGCGAAAAAAAGUUAUUCUAAACUAAACCGCUUAUCUAGGUAUAAUCGAACAACUAGCAUGAUAAAAAUAGCUAUUAGAUCGAUACCCUGCACAUUAACGGUGGUAAGAAAAAAAAAAAUAUAUAUAUAUAUAUAUAUAUACAUAAUUGCAGAAACUGCAAUUUCACGAUUAUGAUUGAUGAAAAAUAAAAAUGAAAAUGAAAAUAAUAAAAAUCCAAGUACAUAUAUAUAUAUAUAUAUAGAAAUAUAAAAAGCCAAUAACGCGAUUAAAAUAUUCAAUAUAAUAAUUUAUACCGAUUGGGAUUGAUAACGUGAUUCAGCGCCUGUUCAGAGAUAUCGAUACCGUAUAAUUAGGAUUAUUGGAGGAAUACCAAUAGAUGGUGCCAAUUUCAAUCAAUUGACAAAAAUAGAUGUAUUGAAUUUGCUUUUUUUUUCUUCCCUGUCAAUUCAAUGUAGUACCCUUCAAACUUUUCCGAUACUUUGAAAAAACCCUGCAUCCACGCUUUAUCGUACCAUAACUGAUUCAACAAUUAAUCUUCGUCCAAGUAAAUACUAUACUCACAUAAAAUUACUGAUAUGUAUUGUGUAACGUAGUUAUACUCUAAAUACGAAAGAAAUAAGAAAAAAAAAACAUUUAUUACUAUUAUUAACGCUGCACGGUACUCAUUAUACCUACAAAGCCUACCUAUAUGUAUAGCUUCUGCUAGAUUGUCGUACCAUUCUAAUUGUUCUGUAGUAUCUACUUGAAAAUUUACCUAUAUACGUGCCAAAACAAAGAUAAAGACCAAGAAAACAAGGAACGUUAAAUCCUAUCUGAACAAAAAAAAAAAAAAUGAAUAAAAUAAAAUAUAUGUAUAAUGUACUUUGAUAGAAAAGAGAUUUUCAAUCACGCAAUGAAUUUGUUUCGAUUUGAAAUGUUGAUUUCUUCCCUUGUCUUAUUCGUUAUUACCGAGACUAGAAAACUGAACUCGAAUUUUUGCUAAUAUAAAUGUACACAUAAUUAGUAUAUUAUAAUAACAGAAUAACGAUAACAAUUAGAUUCGUCGAUGUAGUUGAGAUUAUUUAAACUAUAAUUAGAUUAGAUUAGAUAUUAUAAUAAUUAUGGUCAGCGACAUUAGAAACAAAUUUUGUUACUUCAAUUAUCGUUACGUUUCAAAAUGGGAACAUAAUAAUUAUUAUUAGUAUUAUCAUUGCUAUUGAUAUGAUUAUUAUACUUUGAAAAUUGAUAUAGUCUUCCGAUGUUACACGCUAACCGGCAAUGUCGGUUAUCGAAUUUAGUCGACUGUAAAUUGAAAGAAAGAAAAAAAAACAACAAUUUAUCCGCAUUUUGCACUCUUCGAUUUUAAUGAUGUAAAUUAGCUACUUAGAACGAACGUAUUAUAAAUAGACUUAUAAUUAGUACGGGUACGAAGUUUGUCCCAGUUCAAUACAGACCUGGGAGAUUUGUAUGAAACGAGUGACGUGGUAGAAAAGAGUUGAAAAAAAAAAUCUGAAAUGUACUUAUCCGUAACGUCGAUUGGCGAAUGAUGAAGAAACAGGAAAAAAAGUUAAUGAUAAUUGACAUGCAGACUCAUGAACUUUUCGUUGAACUCAUACUCGACAUUGUUUUUCUCUUCGGUUUUCUGUUUUUCCGAUCGAGCCGAUUUAAAAUAUUUACAACAUUAGGUUGUUUCGGUAUAAUAUUGAUUAAUAAUAUAUUUAAUAAUAUACAUAGAAUAUAACUAUAGUAUUCAUAUACAGUUACGCACUCGUUCGUUGAUUACCAAUCAUUGGAAAAAAGUAAAGUGAAUGAAAAAAAAAUAAAAUAAAAUAAAA